CGUGCGGCAGUCUAAAUGCUGCGGCUCGGUGGGCGCGGGCUCCUACUGGGCCUGGCCACAGCGGCGGCCGCGGUGGUGGCAGCGCGGCUGAUGGGCUGGUGGAGCCCCCGCACUGGCUUUCGCCUUUUCAUACCCGAGGAGCUGGCCCGCUACCGCGGCGGCCCUGGGGACCCAGGCCUCUACUUGGCAUUGCUGGGCCGCGUCUACGAUGUGUCCUCUGGACGGAGGCAUUACGAGCCUGGGGCUCACUAUAGCGGCUUCGCAGGCCGAGACGCAUCCAGAGCGUUUGUGACUGGGGACUACUCUGCAGCAGGCCUUGUGGAUGAUGUAUCUGACUUGUCAUUUUCUGAGAUGCUGACACUUCAAAAUUGGCUGUCGUUCUAUGAGAAGAAUUAUGAAUUUGUUGGAAGGGUGAUAGGAAGGUUCUACAGAGAGGAUGGGCUGCCCACCCCGGAACUGACCCGGGUAGAAGCCAUGAUCACCGAAGGCUUGGAAGCAAACAAGCAGGGACUGAAAGAGAAGCAGAAGUUUCCACCCUGCAACGCGGAGUGGAGCUCAGCAAGGGGCAGCCCUCUCUGGUGUUCCCAGAACAGUGGAGGUGUGAGCAGAGACUGGAGUGGCGUCCCCAGGAAGCUGUAUAAGCCAGGUGCCAAGGAGCCCCACUGUGUGUGUGUGAGAACAACUGGCCCCCCUAGUGACCAGGCGCCAGACAGUCCUGCACACAGGAAUCGUGGGGACUUGGAUCACCCCAACUUGGAGGAAUACACAGGCUGCCCACCUCUGUCCAUGACAUGCUCCUUCCCACUCUAAGCUGGUGCCCUUGACUCGUGGGCCCUAGGAUGGCUGCUGACAUCAAACAAGAGGGUCUGGAGGGACUCUGGCCUCUGCAGAUGUGACCCAUGACUCCUCACCAUGGGCUUGCCCUUCUGGUGAGCAAGGCGAGUUUGGCAGCCUGCCUAGUGCUGGUCAGCCCGUUUUUGCCCCUGUUCCCCUAGACCUACUUGCCAUCCUCCUUCAGAGCCCUCAGAUAUGAAUGGGCACAGGUGUGACCAACCCUAAACUAACUGGACAGACAAGCAAAGGGUUCUGAGCUCCAGGAGCGUCCUUCCCACGGACUCCCUGGCUGCCCACAUCAGCCACUGGCCCCGUGAGUGGCACUGGCAAAAGGGACCGCAUCAUCCCCCUACAGCUCAGAAGCAAGACGAUACAGCCAGAAGACGAGGGAAACAAAGAAAGAAAAACAGCAACAACAUAACUGUCUUCCAGGUUGCUCACUGGCUAUACUUGUUACCCCUGACUUUUAUAACCUUUCUUAUAUGUGAGACUCUUCCCUUAGGCAAACUUGAAUUAUAACCAAAAGCUGCAUUGAGUUGAUGUGAGCUGGGCCAGUACAGUGAGAGGUGACAAUGAAAGAGAAUGGACUGUUUCUGGGAAUUGGAAGUUUUUGCUGAUACGGAUGCAGCAAAUCCAGAUGCCUCUUCAAUUUAAAGCAAGGAGAUUGUUUCUUUUUUAAACACUUAAAAUGAGGUGUGGUGUGUUUUCAAAGGGAAAAUUUUGCAUUUUUGGCAAAAGGUCAUUUUAGAGCUCUUACAACGUAACUGGUCCGUGCACCAGCAGGGUUGGGGGCAAGGCUGCAGACGCCGAUGCGGACAGCCUCCACUUCGCUGGCCGGGCUGCAGCUUCUCCAGCGGGUGGUGUCCAAGGGCACCUGCCGUCUCAUAGCCACUGCCUUGUAGAUUCUUAACUGGUUAAGCAGACGGGGCAGGGAGCGUUUCUGCUUCACAGAUGAGGAAACGAAGCCAGGGCUUGACAGGCUCCUGGUCUCUCCUCAUCUGCGCCUCACCUCAACUUCUUUCCCAGUCCCUCAACCCUUAUUUUAUACAGUUUCUAUUCUUUCCCCCCCACCCCCCGCCUUUAUCAUUAAUCUCAGUAAAUAACUUUCCACGUCCCCCGAGCAGAAAAUGGAGGCCACCUCCCCUCCAUGGCCGUCUCAUGGGUCACCGCCCUCGUAGCCACAGCUGCCCCUGGUACCGGACUCGGCCCUCGGCCCCUUGGGCCACCCCAGAUCCUCCUCACCUGCCCUUCCUGUACCUUUAGCCUCUCCCUGGCCCCUGGCUCACCCCCCCCCCUUCAUAAAUAAAACACUCCCUCAGUAACACCACAUUCUUCUGUGGCACCUAUCUAUCCCUGUCACAGAUGAGCUUUUUGAAAAAGUGGGAUGUACUCCCUACCCUUGCUCCCCAGCCCCCCUCGCCUGGCUCCUGCCUUGCCCUGCUCAGCAGCACACAUUCUGCAUUGGUGAACCCCGGGGCCAUAUUUCCUUGAAAGCCUUCUCCACAAACCCCCCUGCCACUGGACUUCUCAGUCCUACCUCAGCUACGAUGUGUCCAGGGGAGGCGCUCCAUAGGCACCUCAGCUCCACAGUUCUGGCACUCGGUCUCUGUCUUCUCCCUCAGGAUUCUGAGGCCCCCCUAAUGAUGGCUCCACGUGCGCCAUCUGCCACACCAGCAUCCUGGUGACAGACCACCCCUCCUUGCUCUCCUGCUCCCUCCUCCCGCCCCACCUGCAAGUCCCGGCCCCUGCCGCCUCAGCUCUCCCGAACCAACCGCACUCCCUGCCCCCAGUCCACCCUCCGUGCUGUGAGCCAUCCUUCUGGAUGACCAGGGCAGUUCCUCACCUAAGCCCUUUCUGUGGCUCCCCGUAGCUGUAAGGAUCAAGUGCUGACUCCCCAGCAGCGUGGCACACAAGGCUCAUGGGCGGUCUGUCCCCUCUUGGCCUCUCUCCCUCCCCCCGCCUGCACCUCACUGCGUUAUGCCUCCGUCCAGGCUGUCCCUCCUACCUGCCAUGAUAGCUCUUCCUCUGCCCAAUUUGUCCACCUCUUACCUCUUGAAAACUCGGCCCCAUCCACACCACUUGGGAGCCUUCAUUAACCACUGGCCCACCAGUUGGAUUUAUUUUUUAAAGAUUUUAUUUUUAGAGAGAGGGAAAGGGAGGAAGAAAGAAACAUCGAUGUGAGAGAAACAUCAAUUGGUUGCCUCCCGUACGCGUCCUGACCAGGAACCUAACCUGCAACCCAGGCAUGUGCUCUGACUAGGAAUCAAAUGGCAACCUUUCGCUUUGCAGGGUGACACCCAACCAACCCAGCCCUACUGGUCAGGGCCCACCAGUUGGAUUUGGAUGCACCCUCCCCUAGGUUCCCAUAACAGUGUCCAUGUGUUCACUCCUCAAAUAACAUCAGUGUUCUGUAACCCAGGGCUUCCUAUCAGCUCUCACACUGGACUGCAGACUGAGAACAGAGGUCAAGGGCGUCUCGGUUUUGCACCGCUCUAGCCGCAAGUACCUAGAGUGCACAGUACGUGUGCAGUUAGCUCUUGUUCUGGAGAUGAGGCAGCCAAUCUCCAAGAACACAGUAAGGGCCCACAGCAGUGGAGCUGAGCCUGGAACUCAAGGUUCCUGUCCUGAUUCACUGCCAUUUUCACUCCUCCAUAGCUCGGUAUGUCUCUGCCCUCCCUAGAGUAGGGGUAAACAGAAAGGAGGGCUCAGAUGAGGGCCUUGUUCUUCGUUCCACACAGCCCUUGAGCUGUCAUUGCCUGAGGCGACCCCGGUCAUUGGAAGCAGCAGCGCCCAACUCCAGGCUAAGUGGGAGCUAGUCACUGCCACUGCUCUCGUCCUUAGUCACUCAACAAAUAUUUACCAAGCCCCUAUGUGCCGUGGGGUGAGGGAUGGCAGGAAGGUGAGGCCCCUGACCUCAAGGAGCUCACAGUGUGGUAGAAACAGGGAGAGUGUGGGGGCCAGGUCCAGAGAUGGUUGAGCCCUUCCAAAAGCCACCUGCAAAAGGAGCAAGAACAAGGCACCCUUCGAGUCCUCCCAGUCAAUUGUGGACUUGGGAGGCACCAGAAGUUGCCUCACCUCUGCCAGAUGCAGGCCCCUGAACCACCCUGUGGGGCACUCAGCCAGCCUCAGCAGGCUGCUCGCCUCCUCGCUCAGUGAGAAUUUUUGAUACCAACCUCUCACAUUACAGUAAAGAGCAGUGGGGGAAUUGUCAAGGGACGCAGCAAGAGCAGGUUGUCAUUUCGGCGGCAAGGAGGGCUCAGCCGUGCGGAGUGGCUGCUGGAGAAAUGCCUCUCCUCUCCCCAGUAGAGGCAGCCCUCUGAUGAACGCCACAGUCCAGCUCAGGCAAUGAAGACUUGCUGGCAGAGGGAAACGGAGAGAAUACAUGUUGGGCACCUGUGCUGGGUAGGGGGCUUUAACAUCCAUGCCGUCUGGGAGAGGGUCUCAUUUUAUGGCCCAGAAGAGGGGCAGAGCUCCCCCACCACCCCCGACCUUUGAGUGGUUACAGCAGCCAUCGCAGGGCAGAGCUGUUUCUUACCCAAGCCUGCCCCCUCUGCCUCAGCACCGAGCAGUUAGAGCAAAGGUGGGGCAGCUGCCCUCCAACGUGGAGGAAACUGACAUCUGCCCUUGAAUUCUGAGACCCCAGUUUUCUAUAAGCACAAAAUUCAGAGUGAAGAGCCCGGGGUUUUGGGGUCACAGCUCAGCCACGGCAUGACGGCACAGCGAAGGGAGCAGUAUCCGUCUGUCGCCCCUAGCCCUUGCUUGCUUAGCUCUGGGACAAGGAAUGAUCGGACAGGCCCCCCUGGACAGGCGGGGACCCAUCUCUUCAGAAAUCUGCAGUGCCCCUCAGAGGAUUAUUCUGGGCUGAUCCCCCACCCUCCAGAGCACUUCCUUCUGCCAGAGUCCAGUCCCUAAGUUCCUGCAAGUAGGCAGCAGACAUCGCUCCCAUCAGCCCUCACUGGAGGGGGCUCUCGGUGUGCACACUGGAUUCUGUGUGCUCGCAGGAGAGGAAGGACAUGUUACUGAUCACCUUCCUCAAGGCCACCCUGUGAGCCGAAAAGGACAAUGGACAUUUCCACUGUACAGACCCACAGACUAAAACAGAAUCAAUGACAAAGCAGAACGAAGACCCAGUGCUCUUCCUUGGCUGGGCAAAGUGUGUGAAAGUUGAAAUGUGUGAAAACAGGCUGGUUCCUGUUUGUAUUCCCAUAUUAUGACAUAACAUGACCAGUGUCCACCUCAAGGACGGCUAUUAGGAUUACUUGGGAGCACCUAACGGUUCCUGUUCACUAUGAGGAAGGCCAGCAGAGAAUGAGACGUAUCACCACAGUUGAACUAGGGGUAAGCAAAAGUGGGAGGUUGAGAAAGGGAAGACAUUAUUAGUUCAAAAAAAUGUGAGGGCCAGGUGAGCGAGGUUUGUACAAUUCGCAUAGGGGCUUUAUGGGUUUUAAUUUGCAAACCCCUUAAUUUACUGCUCUAUGAAACCCACAGUGCCAGUCCUCCCUUCAGAUCGAGACCAGCAAAAGCCUCGCCCUGCCUGGUUCCUCUUGAGCUGUUCCUCAGUAAUGGCGUUUUGAAGCGGGAAUUUGCGGGGUCCCUUGGCGAGCAUCAGUGGGGUCCGCACUGCCACGGCUGAGGCCUGGGCUGAGGGGACAGUAAAUCCAGGCAGCUGGCUAUGUGGCCUAAAACUGCUACUUUUUGAUGGCCGUCAACAAUGUUUCUGAAAAGUGCUAGAAAUUCCAACUUUCCUGGUGGGUAGCUGGUAAAGAAGUUAAUCACAUGUCAGGAGUUUUAAAAUUUGUUUGUUUUUAAUGCUUAUUGGUACUUCUGCAUGAAAAGUUAACUACAAAUGUCUCAUUAAAGUUCUCACUUUGAAUGC
This is a messenger RNA of Pteronotus mesoamericanus, 5710 nucleotides long. Its product is annotated as neuferricin. NCBI's taxonomy places the organism in Eukaryota, Metazoa, Chordata, Mammalia, Chiroptera, Mormoopidae. Bases 16 to 810 code for a protein of 264 amino acids. Gene Ontology annotation, cellular component: membrane; endomembrane system. The transcript is spliced from 4 exons. The record is from RefSeq and is a predicted model, not a curated record.